This is a messenger RNA of Benincasa hispida (wax gourd), 3034 nucleotides long. Lineage: Eukaryota; Viridiplantae; Streptophyta; Magnoliopsida; Cucurbitales; Cucurbitaceae. The record is from RefSeq and is a predicted model, not a curated record.
CUACCACCAUUUUUGUUUUGUUUUCUCUCUCUUUUUUUUGCAAAAUCUAGAGAGAGGAAUUAGAGAUAGAGAUAGAAGUUGUCACUUGCUGCCUCUACUAAGCAAAACCCACUUUGCUAAAACACUUGAAAGUUGAAAACCCUACUGAUUUUUGAGUCCAUUGUGUUUGUUUCUUGGGAAAAACAGGGAUUUUCUUGAAACCCAGUAAGGAUUUAAGGCUUUAGCUUCUUGGGUUUUGUUCUUUGAGUGUUUUUUUUCUCUGGUGGGGUUUGAUUGAAGGAAGCAGAGAAGUGAAGAAGAAGGAAUAUGGAUGCUUAUGAAGCAACUACUUUGGUUUAUGCGAAGAUCAAGAACUUAGAGCCUGAAAAUGCUUCGAAAAUCAUGGGGUUUCUUCUCAUUCAAGACCUUGGAGAUAAGGAGUUGAUACGUUUAGCUUUUGGGCCUGAAACCCUUUUGCAUUCACUGAUUUUGAAGGCGAAAGCUCAUUUAGGGUUUCCUUUAAACUCUUCUUCGUCAACACCUUCUUCGCCUUCGCCUCUUAAUCCUAUUGCUAGACCUUUAAACAGUAACCCUUUUUCUCAAUCUUCGCCUAGAAUCCCUAAUAAUGGCUUUGACUUGAGUAAAAACCCUUCUUCUCCUUCGACAACGAGUUCAUGGUCACUUUCAGGCAUUUCUAACAAUGUCAUUAGCCCUAAAUCUAGUCCUCUUUUGUCUUAUGACAGUAUUCGAGCUGCCCCUUUUUCAAUGCCUCCAUUUUUGCAGCAUAAAAAUGGGUUUGUGGAUUCUGAAGUUAUUGAAGAGCCUCAGGUUAACGAUUACCUUUCGUUUUUGAACGAGUCGUCUUCUUCGAGAGGGGAGGAUUUAGUGGAUCCAAGGAUGGAAUUAGGGCGUGGUUUGCAGAAUUGGACGCAGUCUAUGGACAAUGCUGAUACCCCUUUUCAUAGAAGAAGCUAUUCUGCUAGUGAUGUUUGUUUUGGGUCUGAAGAUGGAGGAUUUGGAGUUGGGUAUAAGCCUUGUCUUUACUUUGCUAGAGGUUUUUGUAAAAAUGGUAGCAAUUGUAAGUUCUUGCAUGGUGAUUUUUCUGAUUCUGUUGAUCCUUCUGCUGCCAUUGUUGGUUCUCCUAGCAAACUUGAGGGCUUGUUUGAGCAGCGUGAGGAGUUGAUGAGAUAUAAAGCUGCUCAGCAACAGAGAUUGGCCACAGCAUCUGAGUUAAUGGCUGGAGUCUCACCUUCACAGUAUAACAAGUAUAUCAAUUUUCUACUUCAACAACAAAAUGAAACUCAUAGAGCUACAGCAGCUGCACUUAUGAUGGGAGAUGAGUAUCACAAGUUCGGCAUGUCCAGAAGUGAAAGGAAUGAUUUUUUGGCUUUGGCUGCAGAGAAGCGAAACUCAGCGUCCAGACAGAUUUAUUUGACAUUCCCAGCUGAUAGCACCUUCAAGGAUGAAGACGUUUCAGAGUAUUUCAGCAAAUUUGGGCCUGUGCAAGAUGUUAGGAUUCCAUACCAACAGAAGAGGAUGUUUGGGUUUGUUACAUUUGUCUAUCCAGAGACUGUAAAAAAUAUAUUGGCAAAGGGAAAUCCACAUUUCAUAUGCGAAUCACGAGUACUUGUGAAACCCUACAAGGAGAAGGGAAAAGUUCCAGAAAAGAGGCAGCAGCAUCAACAACAGCAACUAGAGAGGGGUGACUUUUCUCCUUGUUUGAGCCCCUCUGGACUGGACCCCCGGGAUCCUUACGACCUAAAUCUUGGAGCAAGAAUGAUGUAUAAUACUCAAGGGAUGAUGUUGCGUAGGAAAUUAGAAGAGCAAGUUGAAUUGCAACAAGCACUUGAACUUCAGGGAAGGAGACUAUUGAAUCUCCAGCUCCCCGACUUGAAAAAUGAUCAACUACACCACCAUCACCCACACAAUUUACCUAUUUGUGCUCCAUUGUCCACUGAAUCUCAUAAUCAAAUGAACCAAAACAUUUAUCCUCCUGAUUUUAUAAAUCAAGAAGCUUCUGAAGGUCUUGAGAAUAAUCAAGUAGCUACCAACACUGCAAUAAGCAUGCAGCAAAACUUUCAGCUGGAAGACAAUCCUUGUUUUAUCCAAAGCAACAGCAGUGGCAAAGCCACGGAAGAUGGCUACAACUCCGAACUGCUUGAAAUCCACAAAAGUGUUGAGCAGGUCCUUCCUGAUAGCCCAUUUGCUUCUCCUAAAAAGUCUGCCUUGGGUCAACAUUCUGAUUUUUCUUCUGUCAAAGCGGAUGGAUGCGGUCCCAAUACGUUACCGUCAUCUUCUCAGAGCAAUUCGUCACUCCCUACUGGUCCUGCUGGUGACAUAGCUUCCCCUUAAAUAUCUUUCUUACCCCACAGCUGAAUGGCAAGGUCCUGUUGUUCUCUUCUUUGUGGUAGCUCACUUUCCGUCGUGCUAAUUAAGAAGUCAGUAAUUCAAAGUAAGAUACAUUAUUUUCCUUAGGUUUCUAUCAUUCCUUGUGUGAAUCUUUUGAAAUAUAGGCAAUAACUACAUAAGCAUGGCCAGCAGAUAUCAACAAUGUUAGGAAAAAUUAGAGAAGCAUAUAGCAGGCAGAAGAAUUAUCCUCGGAUGUAUAGCGAAAUUAUACCUACUUCGAGGAGUAGAUCUAUUACUACUAUAGAGAGGAUCUCCACAAGUAUCAUCUUCAUCAAUACAUACUCCUAACAGAAAAUACAUAUAAUUCAUACAUUUAGGACAGAUGAUUUGGUUUAUGAGAGUUAGGUUUCUUCUGUGUUUUAUUUUGUGCCCAAUUUGGGUGUGUGCUGGACCAUGCUGACUAAAGAACUACGGUCGGAUUAACUCCGUUUUACAUUGUUCAUCUACACAUAAGUUCUGUUUGUUCUUGGUAUUCAUAGUUAGGUAGGAUUUAAAGUUUCUGUGAAGCUCACAAGAGCCUCUUUGUGUACAUAGUAGUAGCUAAUUUGACAGAAGAAGACUUUGAGAAAAUUUGUUGUAGCUGACUGGUGAAAUAUCACAAAACUCAUCGGGACCAAAGAAAGUGGGGGUUGGUUGGUUACCCAAA